AUACGGCUUAAUCCAAAAGCCCAUUUUACGAUCAAGAACAAAAGCGUAGCAUAAUUAAUCAAUUCCUCUCCUUUAUCAAUCCCUUCAAAAUCCAAAGCAGGUUUUCCUCUUCCUAUCAUAAUCUCAAUACCUUGGAACGAUGAUCAGCGUUCUAUCUCAGGAGCGUCUAUUGGGUGCGGCGCUAGGGAGCAUCUUAACCGGUGUCUUUGUUUUUGAGCAGCGUCGAAGCAUCUAUGAAUCCAUUCAUCGCUAUGAACAUCAGCCAACAGAGCCUAUUUUUGGGCGGAAGUCUCGCCAAGAGUUUGCACACAUGUGGAAUAAAUCUGUGGAUAACACAUUUGGACCGAUGAUUGAGUAUCUAAGCUCACGUGGAUGGUAGGAAUGCUCCCAUGCUAUUGCUAGGCAACUCUCAGAAGGUUUUCUUGGUUAUCUAAGAUGGCAACUGCCAUGGGUCCUUCCAUCUCCCAAGCUCCGGCUUAUUUGUUGCUUCCUGAAUCUUCCUGGAUAUUUCUUUACUGGGAUGUACCGUGUAGCAUAUGUACAUUUCUUUUUUCCGAAUACAAGAGUCUUUUGCUGCAGUCUAACGUGUUUGUUUUAGUGUUCGAUUGACCCCGUUGUAUUUUCCGCGGACGUACAACCCGUAUUCUGGGCCAUUAUGCCUUCCUUAGGUUGAAGACAUAUAAAGUCAGUGAUAUUAUAUUGGUAUA
Messenger RNA from Salvia miltiorrhiza (redroot sage), 707 nucleotides. RefSeq lists its product as uncharacterized. The transcript has 3 exons. The record is from RefSeq and is a predicted model, not a curated record. NCBI's taxonomy places the organism in Eukaryota, Viridiplantae, Streptophyta, Magnoliopsida, Lamiales, Lamiaceae. Bases 140 to 379 code for a protein of 79 amino acids.